UCAACCAUUUGUCAAAUAUAUCUUAAUUUCUUUCUUAAUUUGAUCUUUUCCUUUUUACUAAUUAUACAAUAAUUAUAACCAUGGCUUAAAAUAAAUUAGACUUUUCUGAACCUGUCAUUUGGAGCGACUAAUCCUGUGCAGUAAUAAACACAACCCAAAUAAACAGUAACAGUACAUUACAACUUUAUAUAUUACAUUAAAAACUUGGGUCAAAAACAAUGAAAACGGAAAACAGUACUUUGUUAUGUGAAAUUUCUCCAGUAUUUAAGCCUUACAUACAAAGUUUGUAUAAUGAUUUGGAACUAGGAUUAUGCAAAGCUAAAGUUGACUUAGAAAGAAUUGGGAGUAGCUCUGAUGGAGCUGAAACUCAAUUUCGUUUAGUUUUACCUUACUGCUCUAGAAAGUUAAAAUGGGAAGUCAUAUUUGAUGCAUCAACUCCUUGGUUCGCCCCUGACUUUCGGUUUGAUGAUGACAGUUUCCUAAAUAAUCCAGAUGAAGAAUUUCUUACUAAAAAUGUUCCCAGCCUUGCCAAUUGGAAUGGUAAUGAUCCUAAUGCAUUAUGCAAUGUUAUAAAUGAGUUAAUAAAAUUAUACAAAGCACAUCAGAUUAAAAAGCUGAAUGAGGAUGAUGAAUCCCGUGCAUCUUUUGAGUACAGUGCCCUAUUAGGAAAUGGAUUUACCUCUGAACAAGAUAUUGAAGUUUAUGUAUUAGGACAUACAGCUGAAUUUUUAAUAAAAUUAAAAGUAGACACAUCCAGAUUACCAGAGUUGUAUAAUGAUGGGACUGAAAAUAAUCCAGGCAUUGAUACAGCCUUAAUGCUAGUUCGAUAUCCUAAUUCCACAAAUGCAGAACUCAUGUUGUCACCAUUUUUGUCAAAAUGUAUUGGGAAUAUAACUCUACCUUUAAUGCAUCAAUCAGGAGUUUUAAUGGAUUAUGUGCCCAUGGUUACAGAUCUUUUAAAUAGUAAGAUUCAAGAUCUACUAAACAAUGAUAAAUUAAAAAGGGGGCUUUUGGCACAACUUAUUGUGAAAUAUGAAGGUGCAGUUUUGGAACAUGAUGCUAACAGUGCUGCUCUUCUCUUUGAAAUGAAUAACUUUUAUUGGAUAUUACAAAUUGAUAUAGGUAUUCACUUUCCAGAAAAGCCGCCAAUUUUAACAUUGCGAUCUGUCUAUCACAGCAGCAAGGGUAAACCAAAACACAAAAUGUUACCUGGUUGCCCAUACAAAAAUUUUGAAGCAUACAUUGAGCAACAAGUAGAGAUAUUCAAAAAUGAGUGUAAAGGUAUUGUACCAAGCAUUCAGGUUUCAAAUAUGGAGAAUUAAAUGUUAUUAAGUGUAAAGUAUAUUAAUUAAUUAAAUUUUAAUUGAA
This is a messenger RNA of Papilio polytes (common Mormon), 1368 nucleotides long. RefSeq names its product BRCA1-A complex subunit BRE-like. The coding region runs from base 219 to 1322 and encodes 367 amino acids. The record is from RefSeq and is a predicted model, not a curated record. The transcript has 7 exons. Lineage: Eukaryota; Metazoa; Arthropoda; Insecta; Lepidoptera; Papilionidae. Gene Ontology annotation, cellular component: BRCA1-A complex; BRISC complex. Gene Ontology annotation, biological process: double-strand break repair.